This is a messenger RNA of Cyclopterus lumpus (lumpfish), 1956 nucleotides long. Its product is annotated as E3 ubiquitin-protein ligase TRIM7. The record is from RefSeq and is a predicted model, not a curated record. Bases 1 to 1956 code for a protein of 651 amino acids. The transcript is spliced from 6 exons. NCBI's taxonomy places the organism in Eukaryota, Metazoa, Chordata, Actinopteri, Perciformes, Cyclopteridae. Gene Ontology annotation, molecular function: zinc ion binding; protein binding.
AUGACGCUGCCUCUCCGCCGUGCAGGAAUGGCCUCCACCGGGAACCUCUCCGAAGAGCAGGUGCACUGCUCCAUCUGUCUGGACGUGUUCACCAACCCCGUGUCCAUCCCCUGCGGACACAACUUCUGCCAGUGCUGCAUCCUGGGAUACUGGAAAACCAGCCCGCUGUACCAGUGCCCCAUGUGCAAGAAGACCUUCUGCAAGAGGCCCGACAUCAGCAUCAACACGGUGCUGAGGGAGAUAGCCGAGCAGUUCAAGGAGAUCCGGGUCAGGAGCGAGGAGGAGGAGGAGGAGGAGGACGGUGAGAGGAAGUGGACGAUGGAGAGGAGGAAAAAGGAGGACGAGGAGUGGCUUUUGGAGAAAGAUCAGAAGAAGCAUCUUCUGGAGGAGCUGAAGCAGAAGCAAGAGGAGGAGGAGAGGAGGAGGAGAGAGAAAAGGCCUCCGGCGGAGGAGUUACCGCCUCUGAUCCCCCCCGGGUCGGCCCCCAAAGCCUCUCCUCCUCCAACGCCGCGAGCCGCGGCCCGGGAGCCGCCUCCCCCACCUUCACCUCAACUCGCCGCGUCUUCAUCUCCCCAAACCUCGCCGCCGCCUCCCUCCUGGGAGGAGGUCCUGUGUGACGUCUGCCUGGGGGGCGACGGCAGGCCGAAGGCGGUGAAGUCCUGCCUGGUGUGCCUCACCUCGUACUGCGAGGAGCACCUGAGGUCGCACGCCGCCAGGUUCACCAAGCACAAGCUGAUAGAGCCCGUGGCCAACAUGGAGGAGCGCAUGUGUCCCAAGCACGAGCGGCUGCUGGAGCUGUUCUGCAAGAAGGACCAGACGUGCGUGUGCGUGCUGUGCACGGAGACGGACCACCGGGCGCACUACACCGUGCCCGUGGAGAGGGAGUGGAUGGAGAAGAAGGCGCAGCUGAAGAGGACGGAGAUAGACGUCCAGCAGAUGAUCCGGGACCGAGUGAAAAAGGUGGAGGAGAUCAAACACUCGGUGGAGCAAAACAAAGCCAGCGCUCACAGGGAGGUGGAGGAGAGCACGCGGGUGGUGUCGGAGCUGGUGCGCUCCAUCCAGAAGACUCAGGCCCAGCUGGUUUUGGCCCUGGAGGAGAAGCAGCGGCAGACGGAGCGCUGGGCCGAGGGCCUCGUGGCCGAGCUGGAGCGCGAGGUCGCGGCGCUGAAGACGAGGAACGCCGACUUGGAGAACGUGGCUCGGACCGACCACAUCCACUUCCUGAAGAGAUUCCCGGCCCUUUGCACUCCCCCAUCUGUCAAAGACUGGUCUGAGACCAGCGUUCCCACUGACGUAUGUGUCGGCAUGAUCAGGAGGUCCAUGUCCAAACUGGACGCCACGCUUCACGAGAUGAUCGGCAAACUGGCCGAAAGCGAGAUCAAGAAGAUUCUGAAAUAUACAGUGGACGUCACUCUGGACCCGGACUCGGCCAACCCCUGGUUGCAGCUUUCCCAGGACCGGCACCAGGUGAGACACCUGGGCGCGUGGCAGGACCUCCCGGACCGCCCCGAGCGCUUCGACACGGUGGUCAUCGUCCUGGGACGCGACGGCUUCGCCUCGGGGAGACACUACUGGGAGGUCCAGGUCGGGGACAAGGACGACUGGUACAUGGGCGUGGCCAAUUCCAGCGUCAACAGAAAGGGGCGGAUCUCCGUGAGCACCGCGCAGGGCUACUGGGCUCUGGCCAUGAAGAAAGGCCAGGGCUACCGGGCGUCCACGUCCCCGCCCGUGCUCCUCCCCCUCGACCCCAAGCCCAAGCGAGUGGGCGUGUACGUGGACUACGAGGAGGGGCAAGUGUCCUUCUACGACGUGAAGGCCCUCACCCACAUCUACACCUUCAAGGACACGUUCACGGAGAAGAUCUUGCCCUUUUUCUACCUGUACUGCUGCGACAAGGCCUCCGACACCAUCGUGAUCUGCCCGGUGAAUGAGAAAAGUCCCAUCAAGCAAAGCUAA